This is a messenger RNA of Vitis vinifera (wine grape), 858 nucleotides long. RefSeq lists its product as uncharacterized. The record is from RefSeq and is a predicted model, not a curated record. Gene Ontology annotation, cellular component: U4/U6 x U5 tri-snRNP complex; small-subunit processome; box C/D methylation guide snoRNP complex. Gene Ontology annotation, molecular function: RNA binding. The transcript is spliced from 4 exons. The coding region runs from base 114 to 620 and encodes 168 amino acids. Gene Ontology annotation, biological process: maturation of SSU-rRNA; mRNA splicing, via spliceosome; ribosome biogenesis. Lineage: Eukaryota; Viridiplantae; Streptophyta; Magnoliopsida; Vitales; Vitaceae.
AACGCGGCCCAGUAACACCCCUACUUCAACUCUCGUAGCGCAGUCGCGUUGUCUGUGUGGAACCCUCGACUUCUCUUGAAACCCUAGGAUACUUCCACUUCCAGUAAGAGAAAAUGACUGCCGAAGCCGUGAAUCCGAAAGCAUACCCUCUCGCCGAUGCUCAGCUGACUAUUACAAUUCUCGAUCUCAUCCAGCAAGCAGCCAACUACAAACAGCUCAAAAAGGGUGCCAAUGAAGCUACGAAGACUCUUAACAGAGGUAUCUCGGAGUUCAUUGUAAUGGCUGCCGACACUGAACCCCUCGAAAUUCUGCUGCAUCUUCCUUUGCUUGCGGAGGAUAAAAAUGUGCCCUAUGUAUUUGUACCUUCAAAACAAGCACUUGGACGAGCAUGUGGAGUCACAAGGCCAGUGAUUGCUUGUUCUGUGACGAGCAACGAAGGAAGCCAGUUGAAAUCUCAAAUACAGCAACUUAAGGUAUCCAUGUCCUCUCUCUCUCUCUCUCUCUCUCUCACUCACUCACUCACUCUCACACACACGCACACUACAUUCAUUCUAAUCUUUCUUUUUGAUCACCAUGCCUGUAUGCUGAGUUUUUUCUUGCCUAAUCCAGGAUGCCAUUGAGAAACUCUUGAUAUAGAAAUAUUCACACCUCUUCAGCAUAGUUAGCCUUGAGGAUUUUGGUCAUCAAUUAUCUACCAUGUAAACUCCAGUUAUUUUUCUCUUAUCAGGAAUGUGAGUUUUCUAGUUUCUUCUUGUCGGCAAAAUCCCCUCUGUAUCUCUCAGAUGAUAUAACAUUGUGUUAUUGGUAUUCUAAUCAAGACGCUUGAUAAUUGAAUGAGUGAAAAUAUAUCUUGCAAAA